AGGCGCGGCUCGGCCAGCGCAAACCUUGGGGCCGAAGCGCUCAUCUCUGCGCUUGUCUCGCCGCCUUUUCCCUCUUUUUCUACGCCAACCCUCUCAAGGGCUCACCAUUUCCUCCUCCACUCUCUUUCUCCCUUUCUCUCUCUCACUCACAAACCACAAUGAAGAAGAAAAAAUGCUCUUCUCCUCUUCUUCUCCUCCCUCUCCUCCUCCUUUUCUUCUUCUCCCUCUUCCCUUCUCCCACUCUCUCCGCCGCCUCCGACGGAGACCGCGUGGCCAUGGUCGACAUUGCCGAGAAGCUCACCAACCUCCCCUCUUCCUGGACGACCGACUCAGAUCCCUGCCAGUGGGCGGGGGUCAACUGCAGAUCUGGCCGUAUCGCCACCAUCAACCUUGCUCUGAAGGGCGUCGCCGGCACUCUCUCCAGCUCCAUCUCCAAGCUUUCCUCCCUCACCAACCUCCAGCUCCAGCAGAACCAGAUCUCAGGUCCGCUCCCUUCCCUCGCCAAACUCUCUGAGCUCGAAAUUAUCACCCUCGACGGCAAUGCCUUCUCCUCCAUCCCUAAUGACUUCUUCAGUGGACUCUCCGCUCUUCAAUCAGUUUCUUUAGACGAUAACCCGCUCGCACCGUGGGUUAUUCCGGCAGAUCUAGCCGACUCUAUCAACCUUGUGAGGUUCUCCGCUUCUAAUACCAGUAUUAAUGGCGAGAUCCCGGAGUUCUUUGGUACGCUUGGGAGUUUGCAAAGCUUGAGGAUUUCUUACAACAAUAUGACCGGCGGACUACCGGAUUUGUUUCGUGGAUCCAGCAUUCAAAAUCUUUGGCUCAACAAUCAGCAGUCUCCUACGAAGUUUUCCGGGUCGAUUGAUGUGAUAGGGUCGAUGACCCAACUUUCUUUGGUUUGGCUGCAAUCUAACAGCUUCACUGGACCUAUCCCAGAUCUUUCCAAGCUCAGCUCAUUGGCCUCUUUCAAUGUCCGUGACAAUUCCCUGACUGGACUCGUGCCGCCAUCCCUCACCUCCUGCCCAACCCUCAAGAAUGUUUCAUUGUCGAAUAAUCAGUUGCAGGGCCCGUACCCGAAGUUUGCUGCUCGAGUGGAUGCCGACAUUGACAAGGGCAACAAUUUCUGUAACUCGGCCCCCGGGUCUUGUAAUGCGAAGGUGACAAUGCUGCUUGCGGUCGCUGAAGGUUUUGAGUACCCAUUGAAUCUUGCGAACUCCUGGAUGGGGAAUGACCCCUGUGGUGGUAAUUGGUUUGGUGUGAACUGUGAUAACCAAAACAACAUCAUAGUCCUUAAUUUUGCAAACCAGCAUUUUGAAGGCAUCAUCUCUCCUGACAUUGCUAAUUUCACCUCACUGACAAAGCUGAUCCUGAGCAACAACAAUCUCAGUGGCCCGAUCCCGGAUAGUUUGAAGGGGCUGCCUAAUUUGCAGCUUCUUGAUGUUACCAAUAACAACCUUUCAGGAAUUGUACCAGAUUUCCCAAAUCAUGUUACACUGAAGCUAAAAGGCAACCAUUUGCUUGGGAGUAGUUCAGGUUCUGGAGGAGGUUCCUCCUCUUCUUCUUCUCCUUCAGAUGGGCCAUCUGAGUCUCCAUCUGCUGGAGACCAGCCUACAGGGUCAAAGUCGUCGGGAGCUCUGAUUGCAGGAAUACUUGUAGCUGUUCUGAUUCUUAUUGCUUGUUUCCUGGCUUUCUUUUAUUCUCUUUACAGAAAAAAGCAUGCCCAGAGAUUUGGCCGGGUUCCUACAGGAAGCCCUCCAAAUGAGCCAGAGUCGAUUAAGACAGGAGUCAUGGGCACAGAAAUGGGUGUACUUAACAGCCAAAGUGGCACCGGGAGUGCUAAUACCUAUAUGGUUGAUCCUCAAGGCAUGCACAUGUCAAUCCGAUCACUCCGCAGGGCCACAAAUAAUUUUAAUGAAGAAAACAUUUUGGGCAGGGGUGGAUUUGGAGUGGUCUACAAAGGGGAGCUUAAUGGCACCUUGAUUGCCGUGAAGAGGAGUCGGGUUGAUUUGACAGGUACGAAAGGGAAUGAUGAGUUCAAAGCAGAGAUAGAUGUUCUUAGUAAGGUCAGGCACCGGCACUUGGUUGCUCUUUUAGGAUAUUAUGAUGAUGGCAAUGAGAGGCUUUUGGUCUAUGAGUACAUGCCAGGAGGAACACUGGAGCAGCACCUGUUUGACUAUAAUAAAAUCAGGUGUUCUCCUCUUACUUGGAAGCAGAGGCUCACAAUAGCUCUGGACAUGGCUAGAGGAGUAGAAUACCUACAUAGCUUGGCCCAGGAGAGUUUCAUUCACAGGGAUCUAAAGCCUUCAAACAUACUCUUAGAUAAUGAUAUGAGGGCUAAGGUUUCAGAUUUUGGAUUGGUCAAGCAUUGUAUAGACAAGCAAAAGUCUAUGAUGACACGAUUGGCAGGAACCUUUGGAUAUCUUGCGCCUGAGUAUGCUAGUACUGGAAGAGUGACGACCAAAGUAGAUGUUUAUGCGUUUGGAGUGAUACUAAUGGAGCUGAUUACUGGACAGAAAGUGCUUGAUGACAGGCGCCCUGAUGACGACUCCAGUUUGGUACCUAUCUUUCAUAGAAACAUUCUUAACAAGGAUGAGUUUCUGAAGUCAUGUCCAGAUCCUAAUCUCGAGCUCGACGAGAAAGCUUGCAGAAGCUUAAUGGAAGUCGCAGAACUCGCGAGAUAUUGUACAGCCCGUGAGCCUUCUCAUAGGCCUGACAUGAGCUACGCUGUGAAUAAGCUGGCUCCUCUGGUGGUGACGUGGAAGCCCACCGCCGGCAAUGAAGGCAGAGGUGAUGUUUCAUCGUUGUUCUAGCCCUGGACCUGGGGAUAGUGCAAUGGCGGCAACAGAUAAUGGAACUGUGCAAUAGAGGUUCGAGCAUUAGAGCUUUUUAGAAGCUUAUUACUAAGGGUUUCUCAAGAAAUGUUUUGAGAAAGGCUCUCAAUUCUUGUUUGUUACUUGUUCAUAUGUCUGCUUCAACUGCCUAUGGAUGCUUCUUGUGAGAGGGGGAGUUUCUGUUUCCAAUUCUUUUCUGUUUCUUUUACUUUCUUCCUUCGUCCUGCUACUCUUAGAGUCAAGAGAUUGUUCCCUUACACCUUGUAAACAAAAUGGAUAGAUUUCUGGCUUCUUGCUGACUAUGAAAAAAGACGGGAUUCUGAUGA
Messenger RNA from Phoenix dactylifera (date palm), 3154 nucleotides. Its product is annotated as receptor protein kinase WSS1. Lineage: Eukaryota; Viridiplantae; Streptophyta; Magnoliopsida; Arecales; Arecaceae. The record is from RefSeq and is a predicted model, not a curated record. Gene Ontology annotation, molecular function: ATP binding; protein binding; protein kinase activity. Gene Ontology annotation, biological process: protein phosphorylation.